AUGCGUGAUGGUGUUAUAGCCUUUGGCUGGCUUAUGUAUGGGAACUGUCUCAAUAAUUAUAGCUUCAUUGUCUGGAUCCCGUCCCUUUUCCUGAACAAUCUGCUUGUGAUGACAUCUGGAUGCAGCUCAGGAGAUGGUAGAUGGUCUCUCAAGGGAAUGACUGCUCUUGUAACUGGUGGAACUAAAGGAAUUGGGCAUAAAAUUGUGGAGGAAUUGGCUGGAUUAGGAGCAACCAUACACACAUGUUCUCGAAAAGAAACCGAGCUCAAUGAAUGCCUGAAGGAUUGGAAGGCUAAAGGUUUUGGAGUCACUGGUUCAGUCCUUGAUGUCUCCUGUCGAGCCCAAAGGGAGAAGCUAAUGGAGACCGUCUCUUCUGUGUUCAAUGGGAAGAUGAAUAUCCUCAUCAACAACGCUGCUAUUAUUAUUCAGAAACCAACAGUAGAGGUCACAGCAGAAGAGUUCUCAGCGACCAUGGCCAUAAACUUUGAAUCUGCUUACCAUCUGUCCCAACUCGCACACCCCCUUUUAAAGGCAUUAGGAGCGGGAAGCAUCAUCUUGAGUUGA
Messenger RNA from Vitis riparia (riverbank grape), 564 nucleotides. RefSeq names its product tropinone reductase homolog At2g29360-like. Lineage: Eukaryota; Viridiplantae; Streptophyta; Magnoliopsida; Vitales; Vitaceae. The coding region runs from base 1 to 564 and encodes 187 amino acids. The transcript has 5 exons. The record is from RefSeq and is a predicted model, not a curated record. Gene Ontology annotation, molecular function: oxidoreductase activity.